Molecule: messenger RNA, 866 nt
Organism: Schistocerca piceifrons (Central American locust)
Lineage: Eukaryota; Metazoa; Arthropoda; Insecta; Orthoptera; Acrididae
Exons: 4
Coding region: 1-585 (194 amino acids)
Source: RefSeq, a predicted model, not a curated record
AUGUCCGCGGACGAGUACGAGUACGAGAGGAUGCGUGCCGAGCUGCUCGGGCUGCCUCCUCCCGAGAGGAAGCCGGACCCGCCGGCGCAGGGAACCGCGCAGGACGCUGACGAGGAAGCGAACCCGGCAAUCGACGAGCAAGUGCUCGAUGUUGAAGAUGAGCAGAUGAAGAACAUAACAGGAGGCCUGGAUGAACUAAACAGUAUUCUCACUGUCACUCAAAAGAAACUGAACAAGUUUAAGGUUGUGUGUGGCAGCCUAACGAAUCUGCUGAAAAUAAGAAUUGGCAAGGAAGAUGGCAGCUCGAGUGCCUGCAGCACAGACUGUAGCAGAUCUCUGGGCUCUGGUGCUGAGGCAGAAAGGAAACAGGACGAGCAACAGGAUGCAGAAGCAGAGAAGGAACAGAGUCCUGUAGUGAACAGUCCAGAAAAAGAAGAGAAAUCUGUAACAUCACAGAGAGCACUGAAUUUAGCUGAUAAAAUAACUUCACAGACAGAUCGUUUGGAUGCAAUGAUCAUGAAAGCUGAGCAGGCAGAAAUGAGCAUGUCCCACCAGAACAAGCAAAUGCGAUCUUUUCUCAGAUAAUAAUUUAUCACUCUAGUGGAUACCCUUAAGACAUAUCUUAAAUAUGACCAGCUGCUGAAGUCUUAAACUGAAAAUGGUUUGCAGUAUUUUGGGGAUCUGUUGCUUCUUUCUGUGAUUUCUUUGUAUGAGUAAAUCCAUUUUACCAUCAGUAUUACAAAUGCAAAAGGUUUCAACAAUAUGUUUUUUUAGGAUGACAACAGCAGGUAUAAUUAAUGAUUUUACAAAAUUAGUGCACUAGAUCUGUAUUAAAGAUGGGUGACAGGCCUUUGAGGUAUAAGACU